UGAUGUGAAGGUCCACCUUUCUGAUGCUCCAUCCCACUACUCCCAGGACCCACCCAUGCGCUCCAAGGCCAAAAGGCUAUCGAGCAGAGUUGUGAUCAGGACGAGAGUGGGAACUGAACGUCAGUGGACCUGCGGAUACGAAGGACCCAGCACUCGGUGCUGUCACGGAAAUUUGUGGACGUCAUGACAGAAUACAACGAAGCGCAGAUCCUGUUUCGGGAGCGAAGCAAAGGCCGCAUCCAGCGCCAGCUAGAGAUCACUGGGAGGACCACCACAGACGAUGAGCUGGAGGAGAUGCUGGAGAGCGGGAAGCCGUCCAUCUUCAUCUCGGAUAUUAUAUCGGAUUCACAAAUUACUAGGCAAGCUCUCAACGAGAUCGAGUCACGUCACAAAGACAUCAUGAAGCUGGAGAGCAGCAUCCGAGAGCUACACGAGAUGUUCAUGAAUAUGGCCAUGUUUGUGGAGACCCAGGGUGAAAUGGUCAACAACAUCGAGAGAAAUGUGAUGAAUGCUGCCGACUACGUCAAACACGCCAAGGAAGAAACCAAGAAAGCCAUCAAAUAUCAGAGCAAAGCCAGGCGGAGCCACCACUGAGUGACCUCCAGGAACAGAGUGACCAACGGUUUGACUGGAACCAUGGCCCUGACUGUACCAUGAGGAGCAACCAUCGGAGCCUUGGAUUCACUGGCACCUGGAAGAUUGAUCACCAGAGACACAGACAGCCCCAACUACACCAAUCAGAGGAAAAGAUGGCUAGACAAGCCUUACAGCUUUAGUGUUAUUCAAUACAUUCUGACAUAGAGGAAGAUGUGAGCAUAUUCUUCUGUGAGAGGUUACAGGCCAGUGACUGAUGGAUCUCAGUGGAUUCUCC
Molecule: messenger RNA, 871 nt
Organism: Chionomys nivalis (European snow vole)
Lineage: Eukaryota; Metazoa; Chordata; Mammalia; Rodentia; Cricetidae
Product: syntaxin-2-like
Exons: 8
Coding region: 184-594 (136 amino acids)
Biological process (GO): exocytosis; synaptic vesicle fusion to presynaptic active zone membrane; intracellular protein transport
Cellular component (GO): endomembrane system; synaptic vesicle; presynaptic active zone membrane
Molecular function (GO): SNARE binding; SNAP receptor activity
Source: RefSeq, a predicted model, not a curated record